UCAACUUAAAGAACAACGUAGGCUGCGUUCAUGUAAAGUUCUGCAUACAACUUCAGAACUUAACCUGAAAACUAGAAUGGACGAUACAAUUUAAACAUUUAUAUUGUUAUAUCCGUUCAUUUUGAUUGUUCGUUAUGUCUCUACUUCGUAAAGGCCAGCAAUGGGGUACUUUUGCGCGCAUUUGGCACAUAUACGAUGCAACUUGGCAAAAUCCAUUUAAAAGUGCUGAAGUGAUUCAAAGAUAUCUUAAGGGUUUGUACAAACCUAUAUACCAUCCUCUGAAUGACUGCGGGGAUCAUGUAAUAGUAAUAAAUAGCAAAAUGAUUGCUUUGCCUGGAGAUGAAUGGCAAAAACGUGUGUAUUUUCAUCAUACAGGGUAUCAUGGAGGUGCGACUUGGACACUCGCGUGGGAAUUGCACAAAGCAAAUCCAGCAAUGAUCAUGAUAAAAGCAGUUUACAGUUCCAUGCAUGGAAAUUUACAAAGAAGAUAUACAAUGCAAAGAUUGCACGUUUUCCCAGAUUCAAAUGUACCUGAAGACAUGCUGAAAAAUGUCACUCAUCAAAUUGAGCAACUGAAACCAGUGCCAGUAAAACUGAGAGAUGUACCUAAAGAAGAAAGAGAGAACUUCCCAAGGCUCAUAAAAUAUCCAAUGGACUAUGAGCUUAAAUAAACAAAUAAAUGUAUAUAGGACAAACAUCUUUUUACUUAAUGCUGCAGCAUUUACAUAAUCAAGUAGCAAAUGAACUGAAAAAGAAAUAAAUCAUUGUAUAGCGAAUUUAUUUACUUAUACAUAUAAUUACAUGGGUAUAUUAAUUAUCUGUUAAAA
Messenger RNA from Megalopta genalis, 827 nucleotides. RefSeq names its product mitochondrial ribosomal protein L13 (gene mRpL13). Lineage: Eukaryota; Metazoa; Arthropoda; Insecta; Hymenoptera; Halictidae. Gene Ontology annotation, molecular function: structural constituent of ribosome; mRNA binding. Gene Ontology annotation, cellular component: ribosome; mitochondrial large ribosomal subunit. The record is from RefSeq and is a predicted model, not a curated record. Gene Ontology annotation, biological process: negative regulation of translation; translation.